CAUUUUUCUCGAUGCAUUGCUUUCUUGUUUUUUCCAAAUUUGAACGUUCAAAAUAAAGACGACACGUCGCCGCUCCCAAUCGAAUCCUCCAAUUUGUUUGAUCUUGAGUUUUCCUGUUCUCCAAACCUCCACUCUUCCACCUCAAUAUUCACAACUGCAACUCUAUCUGAUUUAACCCUUUUCAUUUCGCUAGGUAUACGCUGCAUGAGCACAUUUGUUUAAGAUUUUUUAUUUUUACACAAAUGUCUAGCCACGGCAGGAGUCAAAGUGAAAACUCUUUUGAUGUCGAAGAACUAUUAGAGAUUGGAACGAGAUGUAGAGAGCUAAGAAAAGAGAAAGACAAGUUGAAAGAGUCACAAUCACAAAGCUUCAAAUUAAUCAGGCGACUAGAAAAUCAUGUGACUUCAUUAUCGACAGCCCGUACAGAGGACAAGAAGCACAUUGAAACAUUAGAGAAAGAGCUCAUGAACUGCUCUCAAGAAAUUGAUUACCUACAGGAUCAUCUAAAUGCAAGAAACACGGAGGUAAACUGUCUGGAAGAGCAUGUACGCUACCUUGAAUUGAAAUUAGCAGACAUGGAAAUUUUACAGAAGAUAGUUGGAAGGUUAAGGGAGGAACUGAAGAGGUCCAACUCAGAGUGCUUGUUCUUGAUACAGGAACUAGAAAACAAAGAAGUGGAAUUACAUAAUUCAUCUUUGUCCAUAGAAAAUUUACGGGAGUCGAUUUCAUCUAUAACAUUAGACUCCCAAUGUGAAAUAGAGAGCAUGAAGCUAGAUAUUGUGGCCUUGGAGCAGAAUUGCUUUCAAGCUGAGAAAGUACAGGAAGAAGCUGUCCAAGAAAAAACUAGAAUGAAUCAGUUGAUUCAAAAGCUUGAGGGUCAAUUUCAGGAUGCUCAGAAAAUUAUUGAACAACUAGAAUUGGAAAAUAAAGAGCUACGGGAAAAGCUUGAGACAUCAGAAACAAAUUUUAGGACAUUUUGGCAAAAGCUUGAAAAACAGUUUGCAAAGGAUGCAUCUCAAGUCAAUGUAAAACCAUUGUUUAAUGAACUAGAGAGCAAAUUCACUGUGUCAGAAGAAAUGAGCACUUGUGAAGAAGUCAUAAGUUCGCUGAUUUCAAACCUUGAAAUGCUUCUGGGGCCAAGUGAAGAUAUUAUGGAGAAAAUGGAAACUAUGUCAAAGCAAAUUGAAGAAUACGAGCUUAUUGUGAAGCAACUAAAGGAAGAGCUGAGAGAAGAAAAGUUGAAAGCAAAAGAUGAAGCAGAGGAUCUAGCUCAAGAAAUGGCUGAGCUUAGGUACCAUAUUACCGGCUUGCUAGAAGAAGAGCGUGAACGCCGUGCUUGCAUUGAACAGGCAUCUCUACAUAGAAUUGCUGAAUUAGAGGCGCAGCUUAAAAAAGAACAAGGAAGACCCUUGGAUGCUGUCAAACAUCUUGAUGGAGCAUAGGAGUCUGAUGACAUGUCAAUGUGAGUGAGUGAAAUCUCAUGCGUGUCAAGAACUCCAUUGAUAAACUUUGGAGAACCUUUUGGAGCUGGUAUUUCUGAAGGUUUUACAGAUUAUGCUUUAUGGACUGCCAUAGUCAAGGUGUACAUUUGAUGGGAUAGAAGUUGAUUUGCUGGAAUUCUUGUUUUAACUUUAACGCAAUGAACUUUAUAUUAGCUUAGGGUUGGAGUUUCAAUAAGGGAAAGCCGAAUGAUAGAAAAUGGAAUGCAACAUACUGCAGAAUGAAAGGGCUGUACUGAUGCUGGUUUCUAUAGCUUUAAGGCUCUUUGUUCUCUCUGAUUAACCAGGUUUGAUGGAGCAAUUAUGUGGAUUUUUGAACAUUCACAUUUGAAGCGAUGCUCUACCAUUUAGGGCUGGGUCAAGUAGUUGGAUGAAUGAGUGUGUGUGAGAGUGGUCUAGGUUCAGGUCCUAAGUGUAUCUUAUGUUGAAGAGGAAAAAAAAUAAAACAAAGAAAUGCUCUGUAUAGAUAUUUUAGUGUGGUAAUUGAGCAAGGGAGUUGUGGUAAUUGCUGGUAUAUUAUUCUGUUGGCAAAUCUCCAGGCACAUUCUUAUUGAUAUAAUCUACUGUUAACAAAUGGAGCAUUGAGUAGAA
Molecule: messenger RNA, 2090 nt
Organism: Humulus lupulus (European hop)
Lineage: Eukaryota; Viridiplantae; Streptophyta; Magnoliopsida; Rosales; Cannabaceae
Exons: 8
Coding region: 243-1442 (399 amino acids)
Source: RefSeq, a predicted model, not a curated record